Molecule: messenger RNA, 795 nt
Organism: Odocoileus virginianus texanus
Lineage: Eukaryota; Metazoa; Chordata; Mammalia; Artiodactyla; Cervidae
Source: RefSeq, a predicted model, not a curated record
AUGCCGGAGCGGGGUCCGGAGAGCACUAAGGUGAGACACCACACGGCCUCCUCAGGCGUGACCUGGUCGCCGGGCUCUCGAGCCUCCCUCAAAGGAACGCAAUUCUCUGAGUGCCUUCUCCGCUUGGACCUGGACUCCGGCGGUGUGGUCGGGCCGCUAGGGCGCGUCCGCAAAAUCCGCCGGCCCUGCCCACCCCCACCACGACUAUCGGACGUUCUCCACAGACGCCGCGGCCGCGCCCGCGCGCAAGCCUCGGAGCCCCACCCCCGCACGCGGCCUGCACCCGUCUCGGCCCCCGGCCACGCCCCCGGCCACGCCCCCGCCCCCGCCGCGGCGCGUGCAACCCCGCCCUCCCCGGAGUCUCCGAGCUGCGCGCGGGCGANCGGCCGCCGCCCGGGCCGCCUCCGGCCCACCGGCGCCACCGCCGGGGCGCCCACCGCUCUGCCCGCCUACCCCGCGGCCGAGCCCCCCGGGCCGCUGUGGCUGCAGGGCGAGCCGCUGCAUUUCUGCUGCCUGGACUUCAGCCUGGAGGAGCUGCAGGGCGAGCCGGGCUGGCGGCUGAACCGCAAGCCCAUCGAGUCCACUCUGGUGGCCUGCUUCAUGACCCUGGUCAUCGUCGUGUGGAGCGUGGCCGCCCUCAUCUGGCCGGUGCCCAUCAUCGCCGGCUUCCUGCCCAACGGCAUGGAGCAGCGCCGGACCACCGCCAGCGCCGCCGCCGCCGCCCCCGCCGCCGCCGCCGCUGCAGCUGCCGCGGCCGCCGCCGCGGCUGUCACCUCGGGGACGGCGACCAAGUGA